Messenger RNA from Phaeodactylum tricornutum CCAP 1055/1, 779 nucleotides. RefSeq lists its product with no specific name. Bases 97 to 609 code for a protein of 170 amino acids. Gene Ontology annotation, biological process: proton transmembrane transport. Gene Ontology annotation, cellular component: proton-transporting V-type ATPase, V0 domain. Gene Ontology annotation, molecular function: proton-transporting ATPase activity, rotational mechanism. The record is from RefSeq and is a predicted model, not a curated record. Lineage: Eukaryota; Bacillariophyta; Bacillariophyceae; Surirellales; Neidiaceae. The transcript has 3 exons.
CCACAAGCACGCUAACGCAAGGACUACUAUCCCAAGGAUAAGGUGUGUGCGAAGAGAAGCAAAGCUAACGCUCGUAAUUACAACCGCAUUUUAAUCAUGAGUGUCGAAAUGGAAACGUGCCCGGCGUCUGCGCCUUUCUUUGGGUUUAUGGGAGUGACUUCCGCCCUGGUGUUUGCCAAUAUUGGCGCCGCGUACGGAACAGCCAAGUCCGGAGUCGGUAUUUCCUCCAUGGGUGUGAUGAACCCGGGUCUGGUCAUGCGUAACAUCAUUCCCGUAGUUAUGGCGGGAGUUCUGGGAAUCUACGGGCUCAUUGUGGCCGUGAUUAUUCAGGGUUCCAUUGUAUCUCCGCAAAACGGACUUUCUCAGUACUCGCUAUACACCGGCUUUGCACAUUUGGCGGCUGGUCUAUGCUGCGGUCUUUCCGGUCUGGCGGCUGGUAUGGCCAUUGGUAUUGUAGGAGACGCCGGUGUCCGUGCGGUGGGUCAGCAAGAAAAGCUCUUUGUCGGUAUGAUUCUUAUCCUAAUUUUCGCCGAAGCCCUCGGUCUUUACGGUUUAAUUGUGGCCUUGAUCUUGUCGCAGAACUCGUUCGUGUGCGAGGGCAACAACUAGACGGACGUUUGUUGGAGAUUCCGCUUUUACCUGAUUUCCAGUUCCUGUAAUUUUGUCGUUCCUUAUGUUUCCACACAAACGACUGCAAGCAAAAUCAACUAAUUUGUUUAUCACAUUUCAAUAGCCAGUUUGAAUGUUUUUCUUACGAUACUGUAGGCAGUGGAAGCGGA